AUGGCCACGGCACAGUAUUCCUGUGAGCACACUCUCGCUCAGCUCGCCUGAACGCCUUCGCUCCCCCGCCGAAGCAGCGCCGGCCUGAUUCGCUGUUCGUUUUCUCACCCCCUCAGUCCGUGCGCUCAAGUCGACCGGUCUCGUCACCGGCCCUCCUGACUAUUCGGCCUUGAGCUCUUAUCAAAGGUGAAGAACAUGUCUCUCCCCCCGACCCGAACGGCGUUCGAUGGUCGCCAUCGGAUCAUUUUGCAUCCUCGCACGACCGGAAGGCGAAACCGCGACGCUGCACGCCAUCCAACCCGCUUCAGAUCUUCAGAGGCGAGCGCUAGUCCGACUCCCAUCGAACCAGAUGCACGAAAAUAGCUGCAGUUGGACACUGUGACCAGCCCAGCUGCGGGAACGGACCGUCGCAUUUGCCCGCGGCAAUCCGUCUCGCUCCGUACUUCAUUCACCUCAGCCCUCCCGCGACCUGCCAACUGGCCCAACUUUGGAAGGGGGUGGGGGGGAAUAGUUUGUGAAGUCGUCGAACUGACCCUCAACCUUUGGUUAUCAUCCCAGGCCCGAGGAGACGGUCAAGGCGCAGCGGUAUUCGAGCGACGGCCGACUAUUCGCAUACUGCACAGCGACAGGGUACGUAAUGCACAGCGCGCAUCUCACAGACGAUCCGCUCUUGACUAGUUUUGUUUUUUGUUUUUGGCCAUUGACUUUCCGCCCGUAGUGUGCAAGUCCUCGACGCCGAGACAGCCGCGAAUGUCGCCUCCAUCCCCGUACGAGGCGCGAUUGACAUUGCAUUUUCGCCAAAGGGGACGCAGAUCUCCACCUGGGAACGACAUGGUCAGUGGAAGAGGCCCUUUUUAUGGCUCAUUCCGCAUGGAACUGAAUAAAAAGAUCGGUUCGAAUUGCUCUUGUCGCAGUCAAACCCGCUGAUGGCGAGCCGCCGCACCACAACCUGCGAGUUUGGGACGUGGCGACCGCAACCGAGGUGGCUUCCUUCUCUCAAAAGGCCAUGGAUCGAUGGUGAGCAAAGGUCCGAGAGUUCGCUCUCACAGCUGGAACUGACUUACAUGGAAAUUGCCUCACAGGCAAUUGCAAUACACCGAGGACGAGGCCAAGGCCGUGCGCAUCGUCACGAACGAGGUCCACGUCUUCAACGCCGCCGACUUUGCAUCUGGGAUCGCCGAGAAGCUGCGGGCCGAGGGCGUCACAAGUUGCACCCUUUCGACCGGCGCUAAUCCGGCCGUUGCUCUCUUCUUUGCCGAAAAGAAGGGCGCGCCCGCAUCGGUCAAGAUCCACUCGCUCGAGGCUCUGCAGACGCAGACUUGUAUCAAGACGUUCUACAAGGCCGACAAGAUCACAAUGAAGUGGAAUCGAUCCGGGUCCAAUUUGCUCUUCCUCACCCAGACCGACGUUGACAAGACGGGCAAGUCGUACUACGGCGAGACGAACCUCUACAUGAUGUCUUCGGCUGGCAACUUUGACUGCCGUGUCACGCUCGACAAAGAGGGUGGUAUCCAUGACUUUACUUGGUCGCCGAAUGACCGCGAAUUCGCUGUCACGUAUGGAUGUGAGAAGAUUCGAACUUCGGCCCCCGCUCUCGAUACCCAGGACUAAGCUGACAUCGGCUCUUCCGAACCCCGAACAGACAUGCCGGCCAAGACCGUCAUCUUUGAUCAGCGCGUGAAUGUCAUCAAUGACUUUGGUCUUAACCCUCGCAACUUUUUGGCUUACAACCCGCAAGGCCGCUUGCUCUGCAUUGCUGGUUUCGGCAACUUGGCUGGUCAGGUCGACGUCUGGGACCGCAAGACGCUCAAAAAGGUGUGCACGUUCGAGGCGCCGAAUUCGGUGCACUGCGAGUGGAGCCCCGACGGUCGUUACCUCAUGUGCGCGACGCUCAGCCCUCGGUUGCGAGUCGACAAUGGUGUAAGAUUUUACCACUGCACCGGUGGUCUCAUGCAUAUCGAAGCAAUCGAAGAACUGUACUCGGUCUCAUGGCGACCCGCACCUGUGAAUCUAUUUCCCUUCGGUGGACCGAUUGACGCCGCCCCCUCUGCCUCAAUCUCGGUGGCGAACGCUACACCUAACAAACCCGCCGCCGCAACGGGGGGAGCUUACCGACCACCUCACGCGCGUGGUACCCUUACACCGACGGUGUACAAGCGCGAAGACGAAGGAGGGGCCGCAUACGAUGGUACGACCGCUUUCCCCUCGUCGGCGAAUGGGCGAACGUCGCCGACGUUCGGUGCUCGUCGAAGGGCGAUCCCGGGUGCGGCCGCGCCGAGCGGCGAAUCCGGCACGACCGAGGAUCCGAGUCGUCGGAAAAAGAAGGGCAACAACAACAAUGGCAAGAACUCGGCGAACGGAUCCGGUGCCGCUACGCCUUCCACCGGUGCGGCUGCCACACCCGCGGUACCCGUGCCCCAAGCCGCUGCCGAGGUUCUGGCGGGGGAGUUGUCUCCGAUCGACAAGAAGCGUCGGGCUCUGCAGAAGAAGUUGACUGCGAUCGAGGGGCUCAAGGAGAAGAAGGCCGCGGGCGAGAAGCUCGAGUUGACGCAGUACAAGAAGCUGGACAGGUGCGUUCUCUCUCAAACUUCUCGAAGAGAUGUUCAGAACCGCAAGCUAAAUUAUGAGGGGGUUGUGGUUGAUCUUUCCCAGCGAGGCCGAUAUUCGCAAAGAGCUGGCCGCUCUGGAGCUUGAAAAGUAG
Microbotryum saponariae is the source of this 2701-nucleotide messenger RNA. The record is from the annotation of a GenBank genome assembly. Lineage: Eukaryota; Fungi; Basidiomycota; Microbotryomycetes; Microbotryales; Microbotryaceae.